This is a messenger RNA of Prunus avium (sweet cherry), 2308 nucleotides long. The record is from RefSeq and is a predicted model, not a curated record. NCBI's taxonomy places the organism in Eukaryota, Viridiplantae, Streptophyta, Magnoliopsida, Rosales, Rosaceae.
GUGAAAGAUCAAAAGAACAAUUUCUUCUGUUUUUUGAAUUUUGCUGCAAAAAACUGGUUUGCUUUGUAUUUGUGCCUACUCUUUGUCAUUCAUCAUGAUUGCGUAAAAGCUGUUCAAACAUGCAGAAAAAACUUCGCGUAAAAACUUAGACUGGAGCUGAAUAAAGACCCAGAAAGGUACAACCAAAAGACAGAAUAAGACCCAGAAGGAUAUCAGAAUCAGAUGGUGCCUGCCCACAUGCCUCAAACCGAAUGAGCAAAGAUGAGAGGGCCCUCCCCAAGUCCAGUUGAACCCAGACACCGCCUAUCUGGUUCAGCCAAUGAAGAUUCUAACAAAAGAAGGUCCCAGAGAAAUAAAGUUCUUAAAGAUAUUGAAAAGGCUCUCCACGUACAUGCUACAGAUAGAAUCUUAAAUUGCAAGCCUACCUUGAAGCUUGUGCUGAUCAUUCUUGUAUUUGGGACUUUUGUGACGCUCUUCCUCUCUUCAGCUGUUUAUAAUACAGAUCAUCUAUCCACUUCUGUAUCUCAGCUAACUUAUCAACACAUAUGGACGAAAAAGAGUGCUGCUGCAGAUCUACGUUACGUAACAUCUUUAAACAUUAACUGGAAUGAAAUUUCGGGUUUUAUUGAAAACCUGACUGACAGAAAAGAUAAUCUGGGAAUUGGGCUAUUAAACUUUAACCACAAUGAGAUUGACCAUUGGAAGGAGCUCUUGCCAGAUUGUGAACAUGUUGUUCUAAACCUCAACUAUGCGGCAAAUAACAUAACAUGGGAAUCCCUGUAUCCUGAAUGGAUAGAUGAAGAACAAGAGUCCGAAGUCCCUGCUUGUCCCUCUCUACCAAAGCUUCAAAUUCCUGGAAAACCGCAUCUUGAUCUGGUUGCUGUCAAGCUUCCCUGCAACAAGUCAGGCGGCUGGUCAAGAGAUGUGGCUCGGUUGCACUUGCAGCUUGAAGCAGCAAGGCUGGCUGCCUCUUCCAAAGGAUAUCAUCCUGUGCGUGUGCUUUUGGUGACUGACUGUUUCCCAAUCCCAAAUUUAUUCACGUGCAAGGAUCUUGUUAGACGUGAAGGGAAUACAUGGCUCUAUGAACCAAACCCGAAUAUGUUGAGAGAUAAGUUACAGCUCCCUGUAGGGUCAUGUGAACUUGCAGUUCCUCUCAAGGCUAAAGAACAUGUUUACUCCCAAAGAGCCCACAGAGAAGCAUAUGCGACAAUCCUACACUCUGCCCAUGUAUAUGUUUGUGGAGCCAUUGCUGCAGCUCAAAGCAUCCGAAUGGCUGGUUCAACACGAGAUCUUAUCAUACUGGUAGAUGAAACAAUCACUGAGUAUCAUCGAGGGGGAUUGGAGGCUGCUGGGUGGAAGAUCCACACAAUCCAAAGAAUCAGGAACCCUAAAGCUGAACCAGAAGCGUACAAUGAAUGGAACUACAGCAAAUUCCGUCUUUGGCAGUUGACGGAUUAUGACAAGAUCAUUUUCAUUGACGCGGACAUGCUUAUACUUCGAAAUAAUGCUAGUUUGUUCAACUCAGGUGUGAUGGUUGUGGAACCAUCAAAUUGUACUUUCCAGCUGCUCAUGGAUCAUGUCAAUGAAAUUGUAUCCUAUAACGGCGGGGAUCAGGGGUAUCUGAAUGAGAUAUUUACGUGGUGGCACAGGAUCCCAAAACAUAUGAACUUCUUGAAACAUUUCUGGGAAGGUGAUGAGCCGGAGAUAAAGCAGAUGAAAACUCGCCUCUUCGAAGCUGACCCUCCAAUCCUCUAUGUCCUCCAUUAUCUGGGCAAUAAACCAUGGCUAUGCUUCCGUGACUAUGACUGCAACUGGAAUGUAGAUUUUAUGCAGGAGUUUGCUAGUGACGUUGCACAUAAAAGGUGGUGGAAAGUGCAUGAUGCUAUGCCCCACAACUUGCAAAACUUCUGCUUGCUCCGGACAGAGCAGAAGGCAGGCCUAGAGUGGGAUCGGAGGCAAGCCGAGAAAGCAAAUUACACUGAUGGCCACUGGAAAAUUAAGAUAAAAGACGAUCGUUUGAAGACAUGCUUUGAGGAAUUCUGCUCCUGGAAGAACAUGUUACGGCACUGGGGUGAAAAGAAUUGGACGGAUAAUGCUAUUAUUACUCCAUCACUACCUGCACUUACUACUGCAUCUGUCUCUUCGUGAUGACUUGUUUUCUUCUUUCAUACUUGCGUACUUCCAUUCUGAAGACACAAAUCAACAAAUAGUGUAUCUGCUUAAAACUCAGUUAGGCUAGCUCAUCGAUUCUUUUGUAAAAUUUUGUGCCCAUAUUCCCCAAUACGUCUUACACAAAUGUUUCCAUCAA